CCUAUAGUCUUAUUCUAUACCUCCUGUCUUCUUCACGUCUUCACACUUCACUUUGUUGAAUCUCGAGAAAUUGGGGGAGAGGCGGAAUCGUAGAGAGAUCGGAAGAGAGGUUAGAGCAAUGGCGGCUAGGAUUUGGCUGGUAGUUUUGGUGGCGCUCGUCGCGGUGCUGAAUUUUUCGCCGGUGACGGCGACGGAGGUGGAAAAGGUGCUGACUUUGGACCACACGAAUUUUACGGAGGUCGUGUCCAAACACGACUUCAUCGUCGUUGAGUUUUACGCCCCUUGGUGUGGACACUGCAAGGCCCUUGCUCCAGAGUAUGAGAAGGCUGCCAAUGCUCUAAGCAGCAACGAUCCCCCAGUUGUUUUGGCAAAAAUUGAUGCAAGUGAAGAAGUAAAUAGGGAACUGGCCACUCAAUUUGAGAUUCAAGGCUUUCCUACUAUCAAAAUCCUAAGAAACGGGGGAAAAAGCACUCAAGAAUAUAAUGGGGGUCGUGAUGCUGAUGGUAUUGUUACAUACUUGAAGAGGCAACUUGGCCCUGCAUCUACUGAAAUCAAAUCAGCAGAAGAAGCUGCAAGUCUUAUUGAUGCAAAAAGCAUUUACGUUGUUGGAGUGUUUAGUGCUUUCUCGGGGGAGGAGUUUGAGAAUUACAAAGCCAUAUCUGAGAAGCUGCGAUCUGACUUUGAUUUUGGUCACACUCUUGAUGGUAAAUUUCUACCUCGUGGUGGAGCCGUUAGCAAGCCAACCCUUCGCGUGCUUAAGCCUUUUGAUGAACCGUUUGUGGAUUCAGAGGAUUUCAAUGUCGAUGCGUUGGAGAAAUUUAUUCAAGAAAACUCUAUUCCACUUGUGACUGUCUGGGAUAAGGAUCCCGCGAACCACCCUUAUCUUAAUAAAUUCUUCGAGAGCUCCAAUGAUAAGGCCAUGCUGUUAGUGAACUUCAGCAAAGAGCUCGACUCUUUCCAGCAGAAAUAUAAGGAUGUUGCAGCUCUUUACAAAGGGAAGGGCAUCAGUUUUCUGUUGGGUGAUGUCGAAUCCACUCAAAAUGUUUUCCAGUACUUUGGUCUGAAGGAGGAAAAUGCACCUCUACUGGUCAUACAGAAAUCCGGCGGAGAGAAAUACCUCAACGAGAAAAUCAAACCCGACCAGAUUGCACCGUGGAUCAAAGAUUUUGUGAGUGGACUAGUGAAGCCAUUUGUAAAAUCGGAGCCUAUUCCUGAAGUGAACGAUGAACCUGUCAAGGUGGUUGUCCGAGACAGCCUUGAUGACUUUGUUAUCAAGUCUGGAAAGAAUGUUUUGCUAGAAUUCUAUGCACCUUGGUGUGGACAUUGCAAGAAUCUGGCACCAAUCUUGGAAGAAGUGGCCAUCUCCUUCAAGGAUGAUCCGGAUGUCGUAAUUGCGAAAUUUGAUGCUACUGCAAACGACGUCCCCGGCGACUCCUUCGACGUCCAAGGCUUCCCUACCAUCUACUUCAGAUCUGCAAGUGGCAAAGUGGUGACAUACGACGGCAACAGAACAAAGGAAGACAUCAUCAGUUUCAUCGAAAAGAACAGGGACAAGCCGGAGCAGUCAACUUCUGCUGAACCGGAGUCUGUAGUUCCCGAAAAGGUCGAUGUAGACUCCGGCAAGGACGAGCUGUAGGAGGUUGAGGAUGAUGAUCUUGUAGAAUGCAGCAGCGAGAUUUUGAUUUACAGUAGCUGAAUUAGCUGUACCGUUGAACGUUUUGUCCAAUAAAUUGGGUAAAUUGCUUUACCCAGUAUUAGAGAUGAUCAUGUUCAUGAAUUACCGGAACAGCCAAUAAAAUAUAAUAUGAUAUAAAAUUUCCAUGGUUA
This is a messenger RNA of Andrographis paniculata, 1827 nucleotides long. RefSeq names its product protein disulfide-isomerase-like. The transcript is spliced from 11 exons. Gene Ontology annotation, molecular function: protein disulfide isomerase activity. The coding region runs from base 119 to 1636 and encodes 505 amino acids. Lineage: Eukaryota; Viridiplantae; Streptophyta; Magnoliopsida; Lamiales; Acanthaceae. The record is from RefSeq and is a predicted model, not a curated record. Gene Ontology annotation, cellular component: endoplasmic reticulum. Gene Ontology annotation, biological process: response to endoplasmic reticulum stress; protein folding.